UGGUAUUUUCUGUUACAUAUUUUACUUGAAUUGCAACGCUGCUGACGUGUUAUACGCCACGUUAGGCACUAACCAAGGAAUUAACUUUGUUAUUACUUAAUAAUAGUUUCUUAACAUGAAAGUGUGGACAGAACCUUUAAAAAACCUAUAAAAUUGAGUACAGCUGUUUUGAAACGAAGCGAAAACCAUGGUCUCACUCCAGCAAACAGUUGAUACUGCACAUGAGGAUAUGAUUCAUGAUGCUCAGAUGGACUACUAUGGGACUCGGUUGGCAACUUGUUCAUCUGAUCGAUCAGUGAAGAUAUUUGAAGUUAAGAAUGGUACUCAGAAAUUAAUAGCUGAUCUGAGAGAACAUGAAGGGCCUGUCUGGCAAGUAGCCUGGGCUCACCCAAUGUUCGGCAAUAUCCUUGCUUCUUGUUCUUAUGACAGGAAAGCCAUCCUCUGGAAAGAUUGUGGAGGAGAAUGGAAGAAAAUCUAUGACCAUGUUAAUCAUGAUUCUUCGGUUAACUCCCUCUCUUGGGCACCACAUGAAGUAGGCUUAAUGUUGGCUUGUGGGAGCUCAGAUGGUGCUGUAUCAGUAUUGUCUAGUUCAGGAGAUGGAACUUGGGAAACCAAGAAAAUCAAUAAUGCUCACACAAUUGGCUGUAAUGCUGUCAGCUGGGCUCCUGCAAUAGAACCGGGAUCAUUGGUAGAUCAAGCUCCUGGACAGAAGCCUAAACUUGUGAAGCGGUUUGUCACUGGUGGUUGUGACAACUUGGUUAAGAUCUGGAGAUGCAUGGAGGAAGAUCAAUGGAUGGAAGAACAGAAACUUGAAGCCCACUCUGAUUGGGUGAGAGACGUAGCUUGGGCUCCCUCUAUUGGCUUACCUCGCAGUAUUAUAGCCAGUUGUUCGCAGGAUCGAAGAGUGAUAAUCUGGACUAAUGAUGGGACGAAUGACAUAUGGAAUUAUAAAGUACUUCACACUUUUGAUGAUGUUGUUUGGCAUGUCAGCUGGUCUGUAACUGGAAACAUCCUUGCAGUAUCUGGAGGUGAUAACAAGGUAAGCUUGUGGAGAGAAACACCUGAUAGACAGUGGGUCUGCAUCAGUGAUGUUAAUAAAGGUCAAGGACAGGUCACUGGAAAUGUACAUUCUUGAGAAAGAGCACUUUAGAAUUGAGAAAUGUCUAUUUUUUUUUGCUUAACCAAUGUACCAAGAAUUGAUAUAAAUAUAUAUUUGUUUUUUCUCCUGUCAUUGUGAAA
Messenger RNA from Limulus polyphemus (Atlantic horseshoe crab), 1239 nucleotides. RefSeq names its product protein SEC13 homolog. NCBI's taxonomy places the organism in Eukaryota, Metazoa, Arthropoda, Merostomata, Xiphosura, Limulidae. Bases 188 to 1135 code for a protein of 315 amino acids. Gene Ontology annotation, cellular component: nuclear pore outer ring; COPII vesicle coat. The transcript is spliced from 9 exons. Gene Ontology annotation, biological process: positive regulation of TOR signaling; protein import into nucleus; COPII-coated vesicle budding. The record is from RefSeq and is a predicted model, not a curated record. Gene Ontology annotation, molecular function: structural molecule activity; protein binding.